AUGUCGAUUUAUGAUCUGCAGCGGAAGCAGGGGUCAACAAGGGACGCGAACCACCUCGACCCGUCCACCCUUGCCAAUUUUAUCUCUAUCGGAAUCAUGGCAGCUCAACCCCAGCCUGCUAGAUAUGAUAUAGCUGCUAAACUGAAGGAGAUGGACACUGUUCCUUUAUUUAUGAAGAGCCUUCCCAAUGAUCCAAACGAAAAUUCUGACGCGCUCGAAGCAUUGCAAGCCUUGUACAUUUCAUUUCUUCUAACAUCGAGAUCUACGAAGGAAGAAAUUGCAUCCAACUUCAAGGAACAGGGUAACGACUGCUUCAAGCAGAAGCGAUAUCGUGACGCUUUAGGUUUCUACAACCAAGCACUUGAAGCAAAACCCACGGAUACUGCUCUCAAUGAAUCCUUAUUGCUCAAUAGGGCAGCGUGCAAUCUAGAGCUGAAAAAUUACGGUUCGGUUCUGAGGGACACAUCCAAAGUCUUGACUACCAACGCAAAUAAUCUCAAGGCAUUCUAUCGCGCUGCUUCAGCAUUGAUAGCAUUAGAGAGAGCAGUUGAAGCCAUCGAUUGCUGUAAACGAGCCUUACAAAUCGACCCCGAAAACUCGGGAAUAAAAUCAGUUUUGGAGAAAGCAGAGAAACUGAAAGCUCUUCAAGACAAAAAAGAGGAGGAUAAACGACGUGCAAAGGAGGAAGCCGCCACGAAGCAACAAAAACUUGACGAAGCCCUCAAG
Molecule: messenger RNA, 726 nt
Organism: Acaulospora colombiana
Lineage: Eukaryota; Fungi; Glomeromycota; Glomeromycetes; Diversisporales; Acaulosporaceae
Source: the annotation of a GenBank genome assembly